AGGCACUGUGAGCAUGAGUUUUUUUUAGUCGCUAUUUCAACUUUGAAGUGAACGCACGUCAUUUUUGUCGCGCGCGUUGUUACAAUCCCCUCUUUGUGAAGGAGCCAAACGAAACCCGAAACUGAAAACUGAGCCAAUCGAAUAACACGCACACUUUCAAAUUUUGUGCAUGUGCGUGUGCGAGAGCGAGCGGUCACUAAAAGUAAUAACGUGUUUACAAAAAAGUAGGAAUGCCCCGUAAUACUCUCAAAUAAAAACGAAAGAGUGCAAGUGUGGCGGCAAUAAUAACAAAAACGUAUUCAAUGAAAAUGUGAGCAAGUGCAGGUCGUGGAAAUGAAAAAUCUUUGAGCCCCCGCUCGAAAUGCCGCAUUUGUUGCGUGCCGAAAACAUUUGUCAGGCAUUUGUUGUUAUUGCUGGGAAAACUGAGAAAACUGUUGCGGUUGCGGUUAAUUAAAACGCGAAAAGUGGAACACAAGGAGUAAUCAUCUGGCGACCCCAAAACUAACAAAAAUUAAAAAUAGUCGAGCCAACCGAAAAAGUGGAGAAACCAAAAACUGAACCUUGUAAGAGCGAGGCCUUAGCUUUUUCAUCGUCAGUUUUUAGGCAGCAGUAUAGGGGGUGCCCCAAAACAACAACUUAAUGUCCAAAUGAAAUAAGUGAAAAUUUCACACCGAAAUUAAUAAAGACAUUAGUGCGUGUGGGCGUGGCUCAUUUGGGGCAUUUAACGGAAGCCAAGAUGUGUGCGGAGGAUCCAUUCACCCAGCACCAGCUGCCGCACCACCAUAAAACCGAGCACCACCAAUGCCACCAACAGCUGCGAAUGAAUAUGGAGCAACAGGACGGAACUCCAGGAGCGAGAAAAUCGGCCACAGCAAGGACGGCGGCUACGAGUUUGCAGAUCUGGUAUAUCCUACAUGUGAUACUAGUCCUAAUCGACAUUAGCAGCUCGCUGACAAUGACCGAGGUGAAGAUACCCAAUCACAUAAUGCGCCUGAAGAGCGCCACUCUGGGCUGCCGUUACGCCCUCGACGGGGAGUCCUUGUACUCGGUGAAGUGGUAUAAGGACGGGCACGAGAUCUACCGCUAUGUGCCACGCGAUAAGCCCCCCGGACAGUCCUUCCCCCUGCCCGGAGUCAACAUCGAUCUGCGUAACUCCUCGGACACCCAGAUUCUCCUGCGCCGCGUUACCCUCCAGAGUUCCGGACUUUAUCGGUGCGAGGUGUCCGGCGAGGCGCCCGCAUUCAACACCGUAUCCGAGUCGGAGACCAUGACCGUUGUGGUGACCCCCAACCACGGACCGAAAAUAACAGGUGGCCAGCCGCGCUACCAAAUUGGAGACAUCGUUCGGGUUAACUGCACCUCAUCGCCGUCCAAGCCCGUCUGUCACCUCAGUUGGCUAAUAAAUGGGGAACCGGUGCAAAAGACACACCUUCGGCAAUACGACAAGGUGGUGGUGAAUCGAGAUGGGUUGGAGAUGGCUCGCUUGGGGCUGGAGUUCCGGGUGAGGUCCUUCCACUUUAAGCACGGCGACAUGAAGUUAAAGUGCGUGGCCAAGAUCAGCUCACUGUAUCUGCAAAGCAACGAGGAGAGUGUGGAAAGCGAUCGCCAGCAUCGGGCCCCGGCAUUGGAAUCUCGGGAGACGGUAGCAGCCAAGUCCAGCACGAUUGCUGCCGCCUGUUCAAAACUGCCAUCAAGCCUGAUUGUCUCACUGCCUCCUGUUCUCCUGCUGCUGCUGUUUCAAAAUUGGAACUGGCCACGAAAUAGUUAACUCUUUCAAAAUUAGGAUCUCAAAAACUGAAGCCCAUUAACUAGCAGAGCCGUUCGUAAAAGCAGACAUAUCCUACGCCAAAAACUUUAAGACAGAAACCAAAGGAUUAAUUUAUAUAAUAACCUUUGGUUUAAUUCAAAAUUCAAUCGAUGUAUGUGUGCAUGAACAAGGGGAUACAUAUAUGUAUUACCUAAUUAAGAGCCAGAUAUUACACUUGAAUAUCGAAAUGGUAACUACUUAACGCGAGCAUUUAAGCAGAGGCUAAGAAAUUGUAAAUAAUUAUUCGUAGUAUUAGGCAAUUGUAUGUAGUUUUAAGAAAUUGUUGUUUAGGCAAAUCAUUCGUUGAUCUUAUGUGAUAUUUUCUUCAUUUUGAAAGCGAUAGGAAGUAAAACCGUGUAGAAAAUGAUUUUCAUUCAACGUAUUUGAUUUAAUUUUGAAAAUCCUUUAUCCAAUCCAAUUUAUCAUCCAUUUCGGGCAUAUCAAAAGCAACAAAACAUUUCGAUUGUAAAAAACAUAUUCGCACUUUGAUCUACAUACCAAGACAAGUCUACAACUUAACCCAACACAAUUUUUCAUUAACUUAAGAUUUUAAGCAAAUGUAAGAAAAUUGUAAAGCAAAAAGUCUAAACUUUAUAGAAUUAAAACAAUGAAAACCCAAAGUAAUAUCAGCCAGAAAGUAAUGUAAGCUAAGACUAAGCAAAAACUUGCAUUUGCAUUCCAAAAAUUCCUCAAAGAGAAAGAUUAUGAAUAAGUAUUUUCAUCAGAAAGCUGUAAAUAGCCAGACAAGAAGCCAAGGAUUGCACAAGUUAAAAACUUUAAAAUUUGGCAGAAGUCCUGAUAUAAGCGUGUAUGUAACUGAAUGUAAUCAGUUUAAUCAGUGCCAAGCUGAGAAAUGUCAAUGGGGUCAUUUCAAAAUUCAACUUAUAAAAUAUUGUAGGAAACGAAACUAUGCCUGAUUGUUUUUAAUCAUUCCUGAGAACAGUUUGCGUCUCACACACACCGUUUCGUUAGUUUGUUAAAAAAGAACUUACACAUCCUAGUUUAAGUCAGAUGUAUGACCAGGUGAUAUUCACAGCUGAACUCUUGCACCACAGAACUGUGGGCAGCCAAAUCGAGGAGACACGGCGCCAUUGGGAGGAGCGGUGCUCUUGGUUUCCGGCUGCCCAAAGGAAUAUGGCAUCAAGGUGUUCAGAAAUUUACAAGGAGAGUCUUGAAAAAUACGGCAACGAUUACUACGAGUUCUAUGCCAAUAGGAAUCGUCUGAAGGAAGAACACAGAGUUAAUACCAAGUCUUAUAAACGUCGGGAAAGAAGAAGGUCCCACAGGCCAAUGGACCACUUAAAAGACUAUAGGGUGUCACCAACUUCAAACGGGGAGUACGGAAGUGUUCGGCCAAUGCUUCUCCUUCAAUGGCUUUAGAAAACUGAAAGCAUAAAAUUUUAAAGUUUGAAAAAAUAGUAUGAUAGUAUAAAUAAACAUGUAAGCAACCUUACGGAGAUAAGGUGUAUUGACCUUAAAUAAAACAAACUGUAGAAAAGAAAAAUGAAAAGAUUUCAGCUAUGUUUUCAGUAACUGACAUUGGUUAUUUUUAAAUAUUCAAUUGUAUUAUGCCUAGAUUUCAAUUUCAAUUUCAAGGAGUCUUUUAAAAUUAAAUUCUCUUUUAAAAAAGUAGAAACGCCACUUUAAAACGUUUUAAAGGUAAACGAAGGCAUUUUCCUUUAAACACAUUUAUAAAAAGACCAAAAUCAUGUAGGACAAUUUUUGCGUUUGCGAAAAAAUGAAAUAAAAAACAGUUGAGGCUAGUCAUUCUCUCCAAUGAGUAUCAUUAUAUUUUCCCCUUGAGAAAUUAGCCGCUUGCAUGAUACAAAUCCGUUGGCUUAUGCUAAUUUGGCUCAAACUGAGUCAGAGUUCCCCAAAGUCUGAUAUCAAGCAGUUUGUGGCGAAAUAAAAAGGUGGAAAUUGUCGGAGACAUGCAAAAUGCGAAAACGCGCAACAAACCGCAAUCGAAUGCAUUCAAGUCCAAACAGAGUAACCAAGCAGCUAACAAAAGGCCAAAAGCAGUUCAUGACUCAUGCGAUGACUGGGGUUUCCAUAUGGUAAGGAACAUUGCAUGUCUGCCGGACUCACCUGGGCGUGAGAAAUGCAAUCCAAUGGCUCAUUUGCAUACAAAGCCGUUCGAUUGUGGGCCAAAGGCACAGAGGCGAUGGCUACAAAUGGCCCACAAACAGCUGCUGGUCUGCCCCGAAAAUUUAUCUCAGACAUCUCAGCUUGGCAUUGAUCGACUGGCAAGGGGCGUAAACCCCAUACAACUUAGCCAAAAUGAAUGUUUCUUGUACAUAGCCAGCGAUGUUUGAACUCAAGUUUACUUAGGAUCUAAGCGAAAGAAAUCCUCGGCAACUCUGUAAGCUAAUCUACAUCUAAAUCUAAGCAAAUCUUGUGCGUGUUGUAAAUUCAAAAAUAAAACAUAACUAAAUCAAACCAAGAGGCGGAAAAAAUCCUUGUCGGUUUUAGCUAAGUAAAAAAAAAACUAACCUUCCUUCAUUAACCUUCAUCAAUGAACUUUGUUAAUACUUUAGUUUACCAUUUAUUUGUAAGUAUUGGAAAAUCAAAUGUUUGACAAAGAAAGUAAAAACAAGAUAGUUUGUAAAACUGAACAUGAAAAUGAAAAAUAAAUUAAGUCCAGAAAAGC
Messenger RNA from Drosophila melanogaster (fruit fly), 4457 nucleotides. RefSeq lists its product as uncharacterized. The transcript is spliced from 7 exons. Bases 2819 to 3187 code for a protein of 122 amino acids. Lineage: Eukaryota; Metazoa; Arthropoda; Insecta; Diptera; Drosophilidae. The record is from RefSeq and is marked reviewed.